GCCGCUCUCGCUGUGCCGUGAGGAGUGUUUUAUUUUCUCCACCAUAGCUGUUAAAUUAAACCGUAUAAUAGUUACUGUAGAUUGUAAAAAAAAAAGAACAUCUGCAGGAGAGAGGGCAGUUCUUACCGCAGUAGUGCUGUCUUUGAAGAGCUCCGGGUCGGCAAGAAUAUUCUCUUAUGGAUACUCCUGAAAGCCCUACCCAGUCCCCUCAGUCUCCUGAGGAAGAGGAGAAGGGCCUUUCUGACAGUGAGCUGCUGGAUUCACCUGAUGAAGAGGAGGGCAGGGUCAUCUCAGACAGUGAGAUAGUCCAUGAAGAGGAGAAUGGGGGGCUUGUUGAUGAGGAGGAGGAGGAGGAGAUGGUGGAAAACCGAGGAAGAGGUUCGGAAUUCGAGGAGGAGAGGGAAGAAGACGAUGAGGUAGUCCCUGACUUUGUUUCUGACACAGAAGAUGAGGAGCCUGUAGGAGAAACAGAAGGGAUGGGACAGGAGGAUGGGGCCAUUUUGCUGAUGGAGGGGGAUGAAGACGGUCCACAGCGGGACCAGUUUGAUGAAGAGGACGAGAAGGAAGGAGAGGAGCAAGAGGAUAGAAUCUUUGACACCCCACAGUCCCCAGACUCAGAGCCAGAACAGAGCAAGAGCUUCAUUGCUGAAGAGGAUGGAGAGGACGGGGAGGGAGGAUAUGGUGAAUACAGAAAGGACGACUCGCCAGAUCCUGAGAUUGCUGAGGUGGACGAGGAGGAGGAGGAGGAGGAGGAGGAGGAGGAAGAAGACGACAAAAGCAAGGCCGUGAUGUACGGAAGGAUGAGAGCUGAGGAAGAGGAGAGGAGGAGAGCUGUCGCGGUGAGGGAGAUGAAGGAUGACUCAGCAUCCGUUUCCCGGGAGCUGGACGAGCACGAACUGGAUUAUGACGAGGAGGUCCCAGAGGAGCCCAGCAUCCCUGCACUCGAGGAAGAGGAAGAUGAAGAAGACACAAAAGUGGAGGGAGAAGAACGGGAGCAGAUUGAGGACAAGAGCAGUAAGAAAAAAGAGAAGAAACCAAUCCUCCCCCCAUCUCCUAAAGACAAUGAAUUCAAGAGGACAGGUGACUCCAAAGGGCCUGAGAGGAUGCGCAGAGAUUCCUUCAGAGACAAGAAGAAGGAUGAGGAUGAUGGAGAGAUUGAUGAAGGAGAGAUUGAUGAUGAUGACCUGGAGGAGGGGGAAGUCAAAGAUCCCUCGGACAGGAAGAUCAGACCACGUCCCAUCUGCAGGUUCUUCAUCAAAGGAAAUUGCACUUGGGGUAUGAACUGUAGGUUCAUCCACCCUGGCGUCAAUGACAAGGGAAAUUAUUCCCUGAUCAGUAAACCAGACCUCUUCUCACCUAAUGGAGCGCCUCCUGGAGGACCACACCCACUCAUACCCAAUAAUCCCUGGGCUGGACCUGCAGUGGAGGAGCUCCCUCCACCACCUCCCCCAGUGGAGCCUCCUGUUGAGAGUGCCUGGGAGCGAGGCCUAAGGCACGCCAAAGAGGUGCUGAAGAAGGCCACCAUCCGUAAGGAGCAGGAGCCAGACUUUGAAGAGAAGCGUUUCAAUGUGACCAUCGGAGAAGACGAGAGAGAAUUUGACAAAGAGAAUGAUUUCCUCAGAGAACGCAGCUACCGCAUCAUCCGAGAAGAAAUGGACUUCAGAGAUCCUGUAUACGGUGACCCAUAUGCUGAUCCAUACUACGACUAUGAAAUGGAGGCCCUAUGGCGAGGAGGCCAGUAUGAAAACUUCCGAGUGCAGUACACAGAAGCUCCUCUUCCUUACCACUACAACGAGCGUGAACGUGACCGCGACCCUCGGGAGCGGCACCGGGACCGAGAGAGGGAGAGGGAUCACCGUGAGAGGGAGCGCCGGCAGAGGGAGAGGGAGAGAGAGCGGGAGCGCGAGAAGGAGAGGAUGCGGCGGAAAGAAGAGUGGGAGAGGGACCGGAUGAAGAGGGAUGAUAAGGAGAGACCAAGGAUGCGUCCUCCUAGGGACGCCAGGGAAAAGAAAGACGAGGAAAAACUGAAACCACCACGCUCGCCCCUCAGCUUGCCACCCAACAGGCCGAUGGAGCCUCCCUCAAAGAAGGAGGUUGUUCCAGUCAUGAGACGACCAGAUGAGUGGAAGGACCCAUGGCGUCGGUCCAAAUCCCCCAGGAGACGCCCCGGGCUGGGCUCCCCACCACGAGGCCGCCGGCGACAUCGGCCCUCAGGCUCCUCAGUCUCUCUGUCCCACUCCUCCAGGUCUUCGUCUCGCUCUUCAUCCUAUACAGGCUCUGGGUCAUCUCGUUCCCGCAGCCGCUCUUCCUCAUUCAGCUCCUACUCCAGCCACUCCUCCCAGCACAGCUCCUUCAGUGGCAGCCGCUCUAGGUCACGGUCGUUCUCCACAUCCCCCUCACCGAGUCCAGCAGCACAGAGGAAUGCUAAGAACAAACCAGAUCUUCCCCCUGUGUUACCUAAAGGCAUGCCGCUGAAGCCGGGUGCCAUGCCCCCUCCUCGCAGGGACAAGCCUACCAUGAAGAAAGCUCCCAGUCCUCCUCCACCUGGUGGACCGCAGGGCAGGCCCUCCAAACCCCUGCCGGAGGGAGGGAAGCCUCCCACCAAUCACCGGGAGGCUGGAGGUACAGGUGGCGGGACAGGCAGUGGUGGAGCGGGUAGGCCUCUGCCUCCAAGGGAACCUGGAAAACCUUCCAACCCAAGGGAAGGCAGGCGGAAAGAGCGGCAGCAGCAUCCUCCACGGAGGCGAACUGUCAGUGGCAGUGUUAGUGGAAGUGGUAGCAGUUUUACUGGUUCUAGCUCCAGAUCCAGAUCCUCCUCCAACUCACGCUCCGGAUCCAGAAAAUCCAGGAAAUCCAGGUCGCUGAGUGUGAGCAGCGUGUCAUCGGUGUCAUCGGCAUCGUCCAGCAGCAGCUCAGUGCGUAGCGCCGACUCAGAUGACAUGUAUGCUGACCUGGCCAGUCCGGUGUCCUCUGCCAGCUCCCGCUCGCCCACACCAAAUCACCCUCGCAAGGAGCGAGGGGCCGUGCGGGACCGGCCUCCACAUGGCAGAGACAGAGACAAGAACAGGGCAGAGAGACCUUCAAAGAAAGAUGAACCCUUCAGGGAGGACCGUAGGAAGAUCGACCCAUCUGGUGCCCCACCUAGAGGAGCAAACCCCAUGCCCAGAUCAGGACCUGGUAGCAGGGGUGGCCACCCUGUACAUCCCCCACCUGGAAACAUGGGGCCCCCAGGAAGCUACGGGGGUUCAGGUUCCCAUAAAGACAUCAAACUCACCCUCCUCAAUAAGCAGCAGGGCGAUAGGGGAAACAGGAAGAGGUACCUGCCUUCAGACAAAGACAGGCCAGGUUCCCCCGCCAGCAAGAGAAUGGCCAUGUCUCCAGACAGAGGCCGUGAUAAGAGGAUUCUUGGCCGACCCCCACUCUCUCCUCGAAUGGAUCGGCCCAGAGGCCAAGGGCCCCGACCCAUGCCCCCCCAAGGAGACAGAAAACGUCCUCUGUCACCACCACCCAAGACAUCUGGAAAAGGCCCUGUUGCGCCAUCAGGCAAGCCAGCCGCCCCGGGCUCCACUUCGGCUGCCGGCUCAGGCUCCAGCUCAGGCUCUGGCUCGGGCUCCAACAAACCCAGCAACACACUGUCCCGCCGUGAGGAGCUGCUGAAACAGCUGAAGGCUGUGGAGGACGCCAUUGCCCGAAAACGAGCAAAGAUCCCUGCAAAAUAAACGGAAGCCCGCUCUUCGCCUGUUCGCCUGCCUGCCAGUCUGCCUGCCUGCCUGUCUGGCUUUGUGCGCCAGGGCAACAGUGAGGGCCAUGGGAUUGAGCGUUUUUCCCCUGCCUUCAAUGGACAUGUAAAAAUGUUGUAUGGUUCAUGUAUAAAGGCCAUUGUGUAAGUAAACAGGAAGUGGCGGCCACGAAAAACCAUCUUCUGAUUGUUUGCCCUCAGAGAGGUUUGGCUCUGCUCCAUUCUAGAGUGUUGUUAACUCCCAUAUGCCCGACUUUAGCUCCCCUUAAAAGUAUUUGAAUGUCCACAGUUUGCCUCAUCAAUGAAAAACAGGAGAAAGCAUUUGGGCAUUUGGUGAGGUAGGGACAUCUCAGGAAUGGAGUGUACUUUGUGUAGACUUUGCAGUAUAGAAACAGAAGGGUAGUAAGGAGCACUUGAUCACUUGCUGCUCACUCUGUUCCUUCAGUCAAAAGGAAGCAUCUUCCUCAUCUGGUGUGAUAACAGAUUUAUACACAUUGAAUCUACUACUUCUGUCUUUCUUUCUCUGCUCCCCUUUAUUGUCUUGUAGUCACAUAUUUUCUUGUGGAGUGGUGUGACUGUUGGGUCAGCUCUACAGUGUACUGACAGCCUACAGGGCUUCACAGCGCUUUGUAUAAAUCUACAAAUUCUUGAGCAUUUGUAUUCAGCCCCUGUAAGCGAUCACGAGCCCAAGCUUUGUUCAAAGGGGGCCAAUGUUCACCAACCAUUGACUUCUUCUCUGUUUUAGGGCAGUGUUUACUGUCACACCUUGUACAAUAAUAGCAAGUCAUCAACUUGUUUCAAGCUUAUGAUUAUAGACAACAGUGAUGUGAAGUAUUGCUCUUUUUUUUUUAUCUACAGCAUUUUGUUUUCUUAUUAGCUCUUAAGUGAUAAACUGAUGUUUUAUUUGUGUCACAUUUUUAGUUGGAGUGUGAGAGGUAGAACGGGACAUUUAGAGACAAGAUAUGUCUUGCUUUUGUGACAAAAGCCUUCUAAAUAAACUAUUUUGAUAAAGCGAA
This is a messenger RNA of Perca fluviatilis (European perch), 4755 nucleotides long. RefSeq names its product zinc finger CCCH-type containing 18 (gene zc3h18). The transcript is spliced from 20 exons. The coding region runs from base 177 to 3719 and encodes 1180 amino acids. The record is from RefSeq and is a predicted model, not a curated record. Gene Ontology annotation, molecular function: metal ion binding. Lineage: Eukaryota; Metazoa; Chordata; Actinopteri; Perciformes; Percidae.